AUGGCAGACAUGAUGGGAGGAGGAGAGCCUCAUCAGUGCGAACAGGAAGUCAAAAAGCAGGAGAAGGUGAGACCAGACCUAGAAGGAGAACCAAUUCCAGGAGCAGGGAACAUGUUCACUGAUGGGUGUGGAUUUAGAGGACCAGAUGGGGAUAUAAAAGCAGGGUAUGCAGUGGUGGCAGAAACACAGGGAGAAGUAGAUGAAUUUUGGACGGUGAAAGCAGAAAGGCUGAAAGGAGGGGGACCGGACGGGGAGCAGACAAACCCAGACGAUACCCGUUACGGACUGGGGGCUGCUGAGAGUCAUCAAGAGAAAAUGGAUAACAGAACCAGGACAGGACUAUUUUCACCCGAAAAGGGGGAGGGGAACUACACGUGCUUCGUUAGAAGUUCAAGCACACCUCAAGUACGCUUGGGGCACAUCCCGGCGGAAUGGUGUAACCGCACGGUCACUGGGAACGAGUCUGUGGGUUCAUGGGCACGAGCAGGAUUGUAUGAUUAUUGUGGAAGGAUGACUUUGGUUGUUAACAUGCCAGAGAACUCGGAGGGGACAUGCGCCAUGGUCAGAAAAGGUGUUCUUCAGCUGAAUGAACAGAUACUGAAACGAACACUAAAGAGAUCAUCCAACAUUCAAGAUAUUUCAGUAGACACACUAGUGGAAGAGCUGCUGAGGUUCCUGAGCCAUGAAUGUCCGGCCUCCAGCAUCUACUCUGGACAGGUAUGUCACCGCCUUGCACCAGGACGCAGAGAUCCGAGUGUGGAUACACCACUGGCGUUGUUGCCUGAUGCACCUCCUUUGGAAGAGGACACGGUCCACUGUCAGAACUGGCAGGAGACAGUGGAGCCGCACACACUCGCCUCUCUCGGCUCCCGGGAGAUCGAACGGCAGGCUGUCAUAUAUGAGCUGUUCACAACGGAAGCAUCUCACUUGCGGACUCUCAGGGUUCUCGAUCAGGUGUUCUUCCGGAAGAUGAGGAACCUUUUGACCGUCGAAGAACUUUCCUGUAUCUUCCCCAACCUGCCCCAGGUCUACAGUCUUCAUGCGAAUCUGUGUGAGUCCAUGAAGAGGCUGAGGGACUCUUCUAUAGUUCAAGGCAUCGGAGACAUCAUGGUGUCUAGAUUUGAAGACGCUGCAGGAGAGGAGUUCCAGGAGCAGGUGUCUCACCUGUGCAGUCAGCAGAGUCAGGCACUGGAGCUCAUUAAAAAUAAAUGCAAAGACCCGCGUUUCGCGCACCUUAUACAGGAAUGUGAAGCCAGCCCUCACUGCCGCCGACUACAAUUAAAGGACCUUCUAGUGUCUGAGAUGCAGAGACUCACCAAAUACCCCUUGCUGCUGGAUAACAUCAUCAGACACACAGAAGCUGGUUCUCCAGACCUGCAGACAUUGGUGAGGGCACAGGCGUGCUGCCGUGGGAUACUACGAGCUGUCAAUGAGGUCGUCAGGGAGACGGAGCACCGGCGACUGCUCAGCCGUUAUCAGCGCAGGCUAGACUUGUCCCCUCUGGAGAGGCAGGCCAGUCCUGUCGCUGCUCAGUUCAAGAAUCUGGACCUGACCACUAAGAAAAUGAUCCACGAAGGACCGUUGACUUGGAAAGUUAGUAAAGAUAAAGCUAUAGACAUUCAUGCUCUGCUUCUCUCAGACCUGUUGGUGCUACUCCAAAGGGGUCCAGGUGACCGUUUGAUCUUGCGAUGUCCAGCGCGCUCACUGGGUGGGGUUUGGGGUGGGAACACGCACCUCAAAACCACCUUUUGCCCCGUUGUUCGCUUGGAUUCAUCUCUUGUCAGAUCUGUGGCUACAGAUAACAAGGCCUUGUAUGUGAUCAGUACAUCAGAGAGACAGAUAUACGAGCUGGUGGCUGGGACUUCCUCUGAGAAAAACACAUGGAAGAACCUGUUAGAAAAGACCAUCUCCUCGGCCUCUGGAGGCAUUGAAGCCACCGAGCAAGGAUCAACAGCUCCGUCUGCGGUUCUACGGUUGCAUGGUAAUCAAGUCGGUCGUCUAGAUGGCUCCCUAUCAGAAGAGUCUGGUUCGAUAGAGAGAGAUUCACAGAGUGAUGAUGAAAAUGUUCUCACACCUACUAUCCCAACUGACCAAUCAGAAGCCUACAUGCAUACUGGUGGGCAGGGUUAUGUGGGAGGACAAGCUAAAGUGGCUGAUGCUGCUCUUCAAGAUGUCAGGACACUAAGACUGUUGAUCCUUGGAUCCUUGGAUCCUUUAGAGGCUGCCAGUCAGAAGCAGAAAGUGACAUCAUUGUCCUCACAGCAAGAAGGGCAGGAGAUACCUUGCCAGUCACCAAAAGGCCGUUCACACCUGGAGAUGCUGAGGCAUGAAACGAGGCCCUGCCAAUCACGAGCAAGCAUACGGCAGCGCAUGAUAAAAAAUGUGGAUGGAAUCUUUCAAAGAAUGGAGGGACUGAUGAAAAACCUGCAUCAGCUUAGGGAGAUUGAAGCAGACCAGUGUAGACUGCUCACAAUGGUGAGAAAAAAGUCACCUGUCAGUCAGUUCAGAUGACACCAUCCAUGGGUCUUCCUCCAUUAUCAGGACACCAUCUAUUUAUCUUGGGUCGAGCGAUGGUAACGAAGAAGGGCCAACAGAACCAGCUCAGCCUGAGAUCCAUUCUACAGGAUUCUGAUUUAUUACACGAGACAUUGUAAAGAGAUUUACUUACACAUUUGAAACAUGAACACACACAAUAAGGGUGUGGCAUUCCUGCCAUUUCAUACAUCCGGUGUAGCUCUUUACUAGAAUCCCAGCAUGCCUUUCUCCUGGGAGAAACCUGCAAAUAUUGUAUUGUCUGCAACUGAGAAGAGAGAGACAGGACAGACGA
Electrophorus electricus (electric eel) is the source of this 2827-nucleotide messenger RNA. The record is from RefSeq and is a predicted model, not a curated record. NCBI's taxonomy places the organism in Eukaryota, Metazoa, Chordata, Actinopteri, Gymnotiformes, Gymnotidae.